Messenger RNA from Strongylus vulgaris, 950 nucleotides. The record is from the annotation of a GenBank genome assembly. Lineage: Eukaryota; Metazoa; Nematoda; Chromadorea; Rhabditida; Strongylidae.
AUGCAGUUUGAUUCGGGAACUUCUCGAAUCGUUCGACAUGGGAUCAGAACCAAUGCAGCCCGAGUGAAGAUUUCCAACUCUGAAGGUUCCGUCUAUAAUAGCAAUCUUCAAAUGUAUGCUGUGCCUCCGUCGGAAGAGAUUAGCAUAGAAGAAUUUGAUGAUAUUGCUAUAGAAAGAGUUAAGGCUUUAAAGGUUGUCGAAGAUGUAAAGGAGCGUUAUACAUGGGGAAGCAAUGAUUUUAUGGUUGCUAUGACUCGCGAGCUUGCAAAAGUGAUGCCAAUCGCUGCGGGCACAUGUCUGCCUGCCGAUGUAGAAAAGGCCAGAAGGCGUGACGUCAUUGGCCACUUUAUUCUUCGCCUCGCCUUCUGUCGCUCGCCUGAGUCCACAAAAUGGCUUGUCACUCAAGAAGUGGAUCUUUUCAAGUUCCGCUUCAUGAGUGCAACAAGGCCAAAGAUAGUCAAGUUUUUGGUAGAGAAUAAAAUCAAUCUGAAUGUGGUAGAUAAACUGGAACAAGAAGGGCUUAUGAUGGACUUAGCAGCGGGUUGUGGUAUGAGCAUUGAUCAAGCGGUGGAAGCAGAAUUUUAUAAGGUGGACUUUACUCAGGCCUUAGAGCUUGUUCGUCGGCGACGUGUUUUAGUUCGUCAUGGCUAUGCCUAUGUGCCUUUUGACGACCUUAUUGUGAUUGUGAGCGCUAUGCUUCGCGCGAAUAUGACGGCUGCAAUGGCGCGUGCUUUCAAACACUUGGCCAUAAUUGAGGAAGAACCUCGCCUAUUGCCACGUUUGGCGCGGCUAACGAAUAAUGCUUAUAGUGGUAAACAAUACCUUGGAAAAGAAAGUGAAGGGAAGAUAACUCGACAGAUGAUUGACCAAGUAAUUAAUAUUUUCUUAACGCUUAAAUGCAACUCUUUAAGAGUUUCUUACAAUAAAGGAUAUCGCUCUUUUGGCUAACU